Messenger RNA from Caenorhabditis briggsae, 621 nucleotides. The transcript is spliced from 4 exons. The record is from RefSeq and is a predicted model, not a curated record. NCBI's taxonomy places the organism in Eukaryota, Metazoa, Nematoda, Chromadorea, Rhabditida, Rhabditidae. The coding region runs from base 1 to 621 and encodes 206 amino acids.
AUGGAUUUCAAUCCAGACUCAGUCAAAUGGAGAUGUUGUUGCUGCUCAUUACCAUCCGGAAUGAGACUUCUCGCCUCUAUAGAAUUGGCCUUCUGUACCCUCAUUGGAACAAUCGCAAUGUACAACAUAGUUCAUCAAAAACCUGAGGAAUUGACCGCAUUCGAAAUAUGCCUCGUUGGACUGAUGCUCUUUUUCGGUCUCACAUGUGUAAUGCUGAUAAUUGGAGUUCAAAAACACGCCCACACUCUGAUAUACCCUUCUCUACUGGCUCGUGGUCUUACUGUAUUGUUCCUCGCCGUUUUCGGUGUUUCGACAGUUUUCGCGUCAUCCAAAUCUCCACAUUCUCCAUCCGAACAUCAAGCAUGGAGAGAUGAAGGAGCUAAAAUCGAUGACGAUGAACCGAAUAUUGCAUUGCAACUCGUUUUGUUCGUCUUUUGCAUGCUCUUUCUCAUUAUUGCAAUCUUCUAUUGUUCCUAUUUGGUUGUUCGAUUGAUCCAUUUUGAACAGUCAUAUGCGAGGUUAAAGGAAAGAAGAAGCUCGCUGAUUCAAGCAGGGAUGAUUGAUCCCGAUUUUCCAAGUCCCAACAAUUAUUCCGCAUCUAGACGUGCUUCUUCUGCAUAG